AUGGGUCUAAUUACCCUCGCUCUGCGAUCCUACCUCGUCUUUCAGAACCUUUACCAAACAUAUAAGACGCUCAAAUUACCUACACCGUCUUCUCGGACAGGGCACCCGACCGUCCGCGCCUUGACGCAGAGGAAGCGCGACAUGAAAGGUUGCAUGGCAGUUUGGAUCGUUUGGUGCUGUCUGGCAGCGUACGAAGCCGUAAUAGAAGGCAUCAUCAGCAUAUUCAUUCCUUUUUACGACGAGAUUAAGUCUGUUAUUUUGAUAUUUCUCAUAUUGUCUCGCGCUCGAGGUGCCGAGCCUAUUUAUCUACACGUCAUCCGUCCUCUGAUCAAGCCAUAUGUCGCUACUCUGGAUUCUAUCUUGGACCUCAUCCACAACAUCGGAGACUUCGUGUUGCUGGUCGUUUCCAUCCCCCUCUAUCCUAUCAUCUCGUGGUAUCGC
Messenger RNA from Heterobasidion irregulare TC 32-1, 441 nucleotides. RefSeq lists its product as uncharacterized. The record is from RefSeq and is a predicted model, not a curated record. The annotation marks the transcript as partial. The transcript has 3 exons. Lineage: Eukaryota; Fungi; Basidiomycota; Agaricomycetes; Russulales; Bondarzewiaceae.